Messenger RNA from Conger conger (European conger), 4332 nucleotides. It is a transcript of the gene foxo3b, whose product is annotated as forkhead box O3b. The transcript is spliced from 3 exons. NCBI's taxonomy places the organism in Eukaryota, Metazoa, Chordata, Actinopteri, Anguilliformes, Congridae. Gene Ontology annotation, cellular component: nucleus; mitochondrial matrix. Gene Ontology annotation, biological process: regulation of transcription by RNA polymerase II. The coding region runs from base 1102 to 3105 and encodes 667 amino acids. Gene Ontology annotation, molecular function: DNA-binding transcription factor activity, RNA polymerase II-specific; RNA polymerase II cis-regulatory region sequence-specific DNA binding. The record is from RefSeq and is a predicted model, not a curated record.
CAGGAGUCGGAAUGUGGACUAGGAUAAUGCAUUAGCUAGGUUGUGCAAGGUACUGUCAGAGUUAAUUCGCGUUUGUUCCUUUUACGUUUUACUUUUUUUUGUGCAAAUUGCUUUACGAUUUUUCUACAAAAAAAAAAGAAAAGAAAGAAAGCGGGCACAAAAAAGCCCAGGCUGGGGUAUCAUUUUUGCUUGUUUCUUUUUUGUUUUGUUUUUUACACGUAAGGGCUGACUGGCGUCCGUUCCCCUGUCCAGUUAUUAAAAGGACCCGCGAGUGAAGGGAACACUGUCAAGAUGGCAGCGGCGAGAGGAAUAUGAAUUUGCGGACAUUAAUCGUUUCUUCUGGAGCUAGCUAGCUGAAGUUUCUGCUGCUGCUGCUGUUGUUAUUGUUGGUGCUUUGUAUUUUUUAUUAUUAUUAUCAUCAUUAUUUUAUUCCUCGAAGCUAUUUUGAAAAGCUGAUCAGCCUGCAGGAAUAUUCCGACCGAGUGGAAGGCUACUCGAGCUGGACACACACACAUUUUUUUUUUUUUUUUCAUAAUUUACAACGUCAGUGCAGCUUUCUUCUGGUUGCUGAGGUAGCCGACUCUCAAUAUUAGUAGCCUCUUAGCAAGCUACUUACAUUGCAUCAGUGCACCGUUGGAUUAACCCUACGCAGAACUUCAUUCACGCAUUUGUUGUCAAUGCCGUUGAUUAAGUGAUCGAUUUGUGACCUACCUGUUAAUAUUAAUAAACAUCAAGCAAGAUAAACAAACGACCAAAAAUAUUUAGUGAUGCAUCCGUAUACUAGUUACCUUCUAUAACGCUAGCUAACCCGUUAGCUAGGUAGCUAGAGAUCAUUUGGUGAGGACAUGGUGUUGAAGAGAAGCUACGUGUUCCUGGAAUACAAGCAGCUAAUGGAAAUUGCUAUUUUAUUAUAGCUGGAAAGCGCCAUUUGAAAAGGAAGAAAAAAAUAUUGCACAGACUAAACCGCGUUCAGCAUAAUUUAGCACUGGACUGGAUAUCAACAAAUUGAAAAACGCAUUGAUGGAAUGCGACUUUGACAGCUAUUUGCUACUUGUUUGUUGACUGACUAGUGUGUAGAAGGGACGAAGACCUUGCGUAAAGAUGGCAGAGGUGCUACCCCCUGACCCAUUGUCUCCACUAGACAUUGAGAUUGACCCAGAGUUUGAACCACAAAAGAGGCCGAGAUCGUGCACCUGGCCUUUACCCCGACCCGAGUCCAAUGCAGGGAAACCCGAACCCACUGACGCGGACAUCAUCCCGGAGGAAGAGGACGAUGAAGAAGAAACGGCCAGCUCGAUGACCAUCAACGCCAGCGGCACACUGAGCAACACCAGCAUCGCGGGGGAAGACCAAAACAGUCCUAGUGGCGUAGCCGCGGACAUAAAUUCAUCGUCCCUCGGCCAGGACAACGCGGGUUCCCCCCUUUCCUCCCAGUCCGCAGCCGCCGCUGGUAGCGGGGCGAGCAGCAAUGGUCUGGGUCAGCAACCGAGGAAGUCCUCGUCGCGCAGGAACGCUUGGGGGAACCUCUCGUAUGCAGACCUCAUAACCAAAGCCAUACAGAGCACGCCCGACAAAAGACUGACCCUGUCCCAAAUCUACGACUGGAUGGUGAGAUGUGUACCUUACUUCAAGGACAAAGGCGACAGCAACAGCUCGGCUGGAUGGAAGAACUCCAUCCGGCACAACCUCUCCCUCCACAGCCGGUUCAUCCGCGUGCAGAACGAGGGAACGGGGAAGAGCUCCUGGUGGAUGAUCAACCCCGACGGCGGUAAGGGCGGGAAGGCCCCUCGGCGACGGGCCGUCUCCAUGGACAACAGCAACAAGUACGCCAAGAGCCGGGGCCGGGCGGCCAAGAAGAAGGCCGCCCUGCAGGCCGCCCAGGAGGGGGGCGCGGAGAGCCCGUCGGGCCUGUCGAAGUGGCCCGGGAGCCCCACGUCCCGCAGCAGCGACGAGCUCGACGCCUGGACCGACUUCCGCUCGCGCACCAACUCCAACGCCAGCACCAUCAGCAGCCGCCUCUCGCCCAUCCUGGCCAACCCGGAGCUGGACGAGGUGCCGGACGACGAGCCGCCCCUCUCCCCCAUGCUCUACUCCAGCCCCAACAGCCUGUCGCCCUCGGGGGGCAAGCCCUGCCCCCCCGAGCUGCCCCGCCUGGCCGACCUCGCCGGCACCAUGAACCUCAACGACGGGCUCUCUGACAACCUCAUGGACGACCUGCUCGACAACAUCAACCUGACGCCGUCCCCCCCGCAACCGUCCCCUGGGGGGGGCGCCGGGGCCGGGGCCGGGGCCGCGGCCGGGGCGGCCGGGGGCCCCAUGCAGAGGAGCUCCAGCUUCACUUUCGGCUCCAAGUCCGGGGGGCUGGGCUCCAACUCCAGCAGCUACAGUAACUCCAUCUUCGGGCCGCCGUCGCUGACCGGCAUGCGCCAGUCGCCCAUGCAGACCAUCCAGGAGAACAAGCAGGCCACCUUCUCCUGCAUCUCCCACUUCGGCAACCAGACCCUGCAGGACCUGCUCAACUCGGAGGCGCCCAGCCACGCCGACGUCAUGAUGACGCAGUCGGACCCACUCAUGUCGCAGGCCAGCGCCUCCGUCUCGUCCCAGAACUCCCGGCGGAACCUCAUCCUCCGCAACGACCCCAUGAUGUCCUUCACCGCCGCCCAGUCCAACCAGGGCAGCCCCGGCCACGGGAGCCUGCUCCUGGCGCAGUCCCAGAACUCCCUGCUGUCCGGGGGGAGGACCGGACUCUCGACGUCCAUCAACGGGGCCGUGGGCCUGGCCAACGACACCAACAACCUGGUCUCCGUCAAGAGCCAGCUGCACUCGACCGGCGGGAACUCGGGCAUGCAGGUCAGCUCCUCGGACUCCUCGCUGUACCCGGGCCUCAACGGGAGCCAGGACCGGUUCCCCGCCGACCUGGACCUGGACAUGUUCAACGGGAGCCUGGAAUGCGACAUGGACUCCAUCAUACGCAACGAGCUCAUGGACGCCGACGGGCUGGACUUCAACUUCGACUCCCUCGUCUCCGCGCAGAACGUGGUCAACCUCAACGUGGGCAGCUUCGCCAGCGCCAAGCAGGCCUCCCAGAGCUGGGUGCCCGGCUGAGCGGGGACGGGGAGGGGGCGCACGGAGCGGGAGGGGCGAGGCAGAUCCCGACCGUGAUGCAAGACCCACCACAACCACCCUUUUGCCAAACCAGCGAGCAGCAUGACGGGCGGACGAAAGGCCCCGUUUACAGCAGGAAUCCUCCCGGAAAACCACCCACCACGCCGCACACAAAAAACCCCAACCGGCACAGAUUCAAGAACAGUCGCUUCAGCUUUUUUCGUGGAGUUCCCUACAACAGCAGCAGCAAAACAAAACAUUUAAAAAAAAAUAAACAAAUAAAAAAGACAAGAGAAAGGAUGAACUUGUUUUAAAAAAAAAAAAAAAAGUAAAAUUAUGCAAUCUUGUUUUCCGAGAAAUAACAUGUAAUAAACCAUGCAUAGAAAGAUAUAGUGUUCUUUAAAAAAAAAAAAAAUAAGAGGAAAAAAAAAAAAAAGAGCUUGUGAGUAUAGUGUAGCCUUUUACAGUGCAGUAGUUUCUGUAAGAAGUGAUGUGGUCUUCUCUCAUUCAGUGCUUUCUGGGAUGUUUUCAUUCGAAUAUCUUCCUCUUUUUUCCUCCACGCUUUUAAUGUUUUAAUGUUCCUGUAAGUUGUCACUGUUUAACCUUUGACCUUUGAACUUAUUACUUACCCCCCCGCCCGGCCCUGCCCCUGCCCCUGCCCCCGGCCCCACUACCAUCCUGCUGCCACAGUUUUGUUGUUUCUUGCCAGCAGCCGGAUGAGAGUAGAGAAAGCAGAAUAGCCUCGGUUCGGAGUAACCAGUGAGAUACCGCUUCUCCAGUCUCUAGGCUGGAACCCAAGGCCAGGGGUAUAAAUUGUAUGUAAUUUGGUGCACUUCUGUUUGUUGUUAGCUCUUUUCCAUAGCCUUACAUACUUUUUUUUUUUUUUUUUUUCAAUUUCUUGCUUUUACCCCCCACAUCCAAUUUUAAAAUCGUAUUAUUGCCCCCCACCCCCCCCACCCCACAAAAAAAAGAAGCAUAAUCCAAUCUACAAUUAUAGGAGAGCUUGUAACUGUUUGUGUAUUACGUAACUGUAAAAUGGAAGAAAAAAAAAAGAAGAAAAAAUAAUAAACAUCUGUCAAGGCUCUAUGUGGUAAACAUGAAGUGCUGAGGAACGGUCCCCGUGGCAAAGGUUUAUGAGGACUAAAGUAUAUGUAGCCAAAAUAUGUUUUAGCGUUGUGUACACUUCUACGCCAUAACGGGUGCUAAUUAAACAGUGUUCGGUCUGUC